AUGCCGUUGAAGAGUCGGCUUUGGGAGCUCUUUACCUGGCGGAAAGGUGGUCCAGAUGGGGACUUGGCCUUCACCUCUUUGUCGCCCAUGCAAGUCGUGCACCGAGAAGAGGGGGUCAGAUCCACUGCGCACAUGCACUUGAUGAGGGAAAUCUCUAGGGGGAGAGCUGCUGAGCUUGGAACCCCGCUGUAUAGCCUCUUGAAAGAAAGGGCCAGGCUGUCGGAAGUGGAAGACCGAAGCUUCAAGUUGGCCCGCGUCCGAGAGAUGCAGACAUCCCGCAUGCUGGAAAAGGAAAUAAGCCAAGAGGACAUUCCUCCUGUGCCUGCUGUCUCUGGGCCCUUUCGCCGCCCAAGCGUCGUAAGACCUUCCUCACCUUUGCAAGGGAAAUCACUCCCAGCGAGCCAGCAACCCUCUGUGGGUCCCGAUGGACAACUGCAGGAUUUCUGGAGCUCCCUACAUGUGGAUCAAGAAGGCGAUCAAGGAGGCCUUGAGGAUGAAGAGCAUGAAGAACGCAGCGAAGGCGAAGGUGAAGCGUGGGAGAUUCCUGCAGAAUCAUCGUUCGAGGGGCCAGACGAAGGAUCACCUGAAGGUGAUGAAGCUAUGCAGACAGUGCGAGCGCUUUCUGAUGCUCCCAGAGGCGUAUCCGUGGCCAACAGCUCCUUUAGCGAAGACACAUUAAGAUCGACCUUUUCGAAGAGCAAGCAGUCAAGGCAAUCAACUGCCGAGGUCGUGCCUGGCUUUGGGCGAGCUGGAAGGAAGGCCACUUUGAGAUCAUCCCAUACUGGUGAAGAUCUCGCGCGCUUGCGGGGGCGGAGUGAGUCACGGAAGGGUAUGAAUUUCACUCCGUUGAAAGCCAGAAAAUCAGGCCAAUCACAGCGGAGGGCAAAGGUGAACUUUGGCGAGGCCAAGCAAGAUGGCAAGGCUUCGAAGGAGAAAAGAGUCGCCAUUCCUUUUAAGGUCUUGAGUUGGAGCUCACAAAGGCGCAGCUACCGCUGUGCUGCGAAAAACUUGGAACAG
Molecule: messenger RNA, 1017 nt
Organism: Durusdinium trenchii
Lineage: Eukaryota; Dinophyceae; Suessiales; Symbiodiniaceae
Source: the annotation of a GenBank genome assembly